Messenger RNA from Vitis riparia (riverbank grape), 2434 nucleotides. Its product is annotated as protein PLASTID TRANSCRIPTIONALLY ACTIVE 10. Gene Ontology annotation, molecular function: RNA binding. The transcript has 12 exons. Bases 58 to 2082 code for a protein of 674 amino acids. The record is from RefSeq and is a predicted model, not a curated record. Lineage: Eukaryota; Viridiplantae; Streptophyta; Magnoliopsida; Vitales; Vitaceae. Gene Ontology annotation, cellular component: plastid-encoded plastid RNA polymerase complex; chloroplast.
CAAACUCACUCUAUCUCAUUUCCUCUCCACUUCGCACUCACUGCUACAGAAGAAAACAUGCAAAUCCUCCAAAGCCCUCAUUUGUUUACAUUUCCUUCACACAGACCUUCCAGAACCCUACCAAAAUCCUAUCGCCUUCCCGUUCCUUUUCGUGCAGGAAACUUAUCGGUUUCCGGAAAAUUCGUUGUCAAGUCUGUUAGCUCCGAUGAGUUCCCCGUCGACGAGACCUUCCUGGAGAAAUUCGGCCCCAAAGACAAAGAAACGGAAGACGAAGCUCGCCGCAAGAACUGGAUCGAGCGUGGCUGGGCUCCGUGGGAAGAGAUUCUCACUCCUGAAGCCGAUUUCGCCCGCAAAAGCCUCAACGAAGGCGAGGAGGUUCCGCUGAAGACUCCGGAGGCGAUAGAGGCGUUUAAGAUGCUGAACCCUAAGUACCGGAAGAAGAAGAUGGAGGAGAGUGGACUGACCGAGGACGAGUGGUACGCGAAGCAAUUUGAGAUCAAAGGCGAGAUUCCGGAGCCGGUGAGGACGUUUUGGGACGGUCCAUUGGUUGUGCGACAUGUGCCUCCGAGAGAUUGGCCACCGAGAGGGUGGGAGGUUAAUCGGAAAGAGUUGGCUUUUAUACGCGAGGCGCACAAGUUACAGGCGGUGAGAGUUGAUCCGAAAGGAUUGGAAUCAGCUAGGACGAACACGGAUGAUUUGAAUUUGGAGAGGUAUAAGAUGUUCUUGAAGCAGUACAAUGAGUGGGUUGAACACAACAAAGAUAGAUUGGAAGAGGAGUCAUUUCAGGACGAUCAAGAUUACCAUCCAGGUAGGAGGAAAAGAGGCAAAGACUAUGAAGAAGGCAUGUAUGAGCUUCCAUUUUAUUAUCCUGGACAAAUUUGUGCAGGUAAAGUUACUACUCUUCACCUUUAUCAAGGAGCAUUUGUUGACAUUGGAGGUGUAUAUGAUGGGUGGGUCCCUAUAAAAGGCAAUGAUUGGUAUUGGAUUCGCCACCACAUAAAAGUUGGUAUGCACGUCAUUGUUGAAAUCCUGGCAAAGCGAGAUCCUUACCGCUUUCGAUUUCCUAUUGAAAUGCGCUUUGUUGAUCCUAAUAUUGAUCACCUGAUCUUUAACAGAUUUGAUUUUCCACCAAUAUUUCAUCAUGACGAGGAUACUAAUCCAGAUGAAUUACGGCGUGAUUGUGGACGACCUCCUAUUCCUAAAAAAGAUCCAGGAAUCAAAGUGGAAGAGGAACCUUUGUUGUCAAAUCAUCCUUAUGUUGAUAAGUUAUGGCAGAUCCAUGUUGCUGAGCAAAUGAUUUUGGAUGAUAUGGAGGUUAAUCCUCAUAAAUAUGAGGGUAAAAAGCUGACAGAGUUAACUGAUGAUGAGGAUUUCGAUGAAGAAAACAGUGUUGAAUAUACCAAAGUUUAUUAUAAGAAAUCUUUGUUACCAAAAAAGAUUCUGAAAACAAGUGUCAGAGAACUUGAUCUGGAAGCUGCUCUUGCUGAGCGUGAGUACCAUAAUAAAUUAAGGAAGGAAGCAAAAGAAAGAGGAGAGGAAUAUAAAAUCUACAAGCUGAGACGAAACAUUGAAAUGGAUGAGUAUGACCUAAUCCAUUGGCGCCGAUCUUUUGAAGAAAGAGAAGCACUGAUCAGAGACAUCAGUUGUCGGCAGGCGCUUGGGCUCCCAUUGGAGGAGCCAGGGAAGUUGGUAGAUGCAAGUUACUUUGGGAAGGGCCAAUAUGAUCCUCAACACCCAUUGUAUCGAUAUGACUACUGGGGAGAACCCAAGAACUCAGAAAAGAGUAAGCAGCAGAGAAUGACAGAUGCCCACAACAAAUCUAUUGUGGGCAAAGGCACCGUUUGGUAUGAAAUGUCCUAUGAGGAUGCCAUCAAGCAGCGUAUGCAGAGAGAAGCCCGUGCCAAAGAAAUGAGGAAAGAAGCUGCUGAAGAAGAUGACGAUACAGAGGAAGAGGAUGAUGAUGAUGAUGACGACUUUGAUUUCAGCAUCCUAGGUGACUCAAGUGUUGAUUAUUCAAAUCAGCCUCUGGUGAACGGAACUGAAUCUUCUAGAAUGUCCGAUGAAGGUAUGUUUGAGAAUUAGCGUGACGUGGGUAACAUUGCACAGAAGAGGUAGAGGAGUAUCUGUUAUUUUGUACAGCGAUGGAUUAUAGUUAGGGAAGAGAAAUGGAUUUUGUGAGGCCCAUUCUUGAAAAGCUUGGUAUUUCUUUUUUCAGGUGUUGGUUUAGAAAAUAUAUAUAUAUUUACACCUGAAGAUCCCUAAGAUGGGGCCAUUAUCCCUGAUCCCUAAGCUUGCACCUCGACUUGUAUCCCUGAUCAAGUUACCUUGGUUGUUUCUUUUUCCUGUAGACUCUGGCCCAAGCUGGGAUUUGGCUGUAACCCAGAUCUUAUGCUUCAAUUUCAGGCCUGAGCUCGGCCCAAGUAGUGAGCAUCAA